AUGGCGGCGGUGGAGGCGGCUGAUGCGGCGGUGCGGGCGUUCGCAGAGGAGGAAGCUAUAUGCGCCUGCAUUUUGUCUGCAGGCUGGUGCCACCAGAACGGCGUGUUGCUGCUGGUGUACGACCUGAUGCCCAACGGCAGCCUGGACCGGCACCUCUUCGGCCGCCCCGGCGACGCUCCGGUCCUCACAUGGGAGCAGCGCUACAAGGUGGCGGCCGGCGUCGCGUCGGCGCUCAACUACCUUCACCACGACUACGACCACGUGGUGAUCCACCGGGACAUGAAGCCGUCCAACAUCAUGCUGGACGCCGCCUUCAACGCCCGCCUCGGCGACUUCGGCCUCGCCCGCGCGCUCGACGCCGACAAGACCUCCUACACCGACCGGGCCGGCCUGCCGGGCACGCUGGGCUACAUCGCGCCUGAGUGCUUCCACACCGGCCGGGCCACCCGGGAGUUGGACGUCUUCGGCUUCGGCGCCGUCGUGCUGGAGAUCGUCUGCGGCCGCCGGAACUCCUGCUGCCACCCCGCCGGGUGCAGCCAGCUGCUGGAGGAGGCGUGGGAGCUCCAUGGCGCGGGGAGCGUCCUCGAGGCCGUCGACCCCAGGCUCGCCGGCGCGUUCGACGAGGCCGAGGCGGAGAGACUUCUGCUGCUGGGCCUCGCGUGCAGCCACCCCAACCCUGGGGAGCGGCCCACGGCGCAGGCCAUCCUGCAGAUCCUGACGCACUCCGCUCCGCCGCCGGACGUGCCGCCGUCGAGGCCCGCGUUCAUGUGGCCGGCUGUGCUCGUGAAGGGCGACGAGGAGAUGUGUACCUCCGGCAGCUCGGCCACCUGCAGCACGGUGAUGACCUCGUCGCUGUUGAGAUAAUAUAAUGGUGGAUUGAUGGAUGGUCACAAUAUCAGAACCCGCCCGGCGAG
Triticum aestivum (bread wheat) is the source of this 914-nucleotide messenger RNA. Its product is annotated as probable L-type lectin-domain containing receptor kinase S.5. Lineage: Eukaryota; Viridiplantae; Streptophyta; Magnoliopsida; Poales; Poaceae. Gene Ontology annotation, molecular function: ATP binding; protein kinase activity. The transcript has 2 exons. Gene Ontology annotation, biological process: protein phosphorylation. The coding region runs from base 1 to 864 and encodes 287 amino acids. The record is from RefSeq and is a predicted model, not a curated record.